This is a messenger RNA of Aureococcus anophagefferens, 705 nucleotides long. RefSeq lists its product as hypothetical. The coding region runs from base 41 to 691 and encodes 216 amino acids. Gene Ontology annotation, cellular component: SNARE complex; cis-Golgi network; Golgi membrane. The transcript has a single exon. Gene Ontology annotation, molecular function: SNAP receptor activity. NCBI's taxonomy places the organism in Eukaryota, Pelagophyceae, Pelagomonadales, Pelagomonadaceae. The record is from RefSeq and is a predicted model, not a curated record. Gene Ontology annotation, biological process: endoplasmic reticulum to Golgi vesicle-mediated transport; vesicle fusion.
GCGCUGCGCUCUCGCGCCGCCAACGUCGCCGCCACCAACGAUGGCGGCCGAGACGACGUCCUGGGAGAAGCUGCGCAGCCGCGCGCGCUACCUGGAAGCGGAGCUCGAGCGGUCGCUGCCGAACCUCGUGAGCCUCGUCGCGCGGCCGUCGACGAGCGGCGCCGAGGAGUCGCGGCUCAGCGCGAGCAUGGAGGGCCUGCUCGCGGAGCUGCGCGACGUCGCCGACGCCAUGGCCGUCGAGGUGGAGAAAGCGCCGUCGGCGGCGCGCAACGCGAUCCUCCAGCGGUCGCGGGAGGUCGCGGGCGACUUCGAGCGCGAGCGCAAGAAGGCGAUGCGCGAGGUAAAAACGAACAGCGACCGGUCGCGGCUCUUCUGCGGCGCGGAUGCCGACGACCCGGAGGCCGGCGGCGAGCACCUGCAGCCCAUCCUCAAGGAGCGCAAGCACCUGGGCAACGCGAGCCGCGGCGUCGGCGACGUCCUCGACCAGGCCGCCGAGGCGCGGAGCGACCUCGCGGCGCAGCGCGCGGCGCUCGAGGGCAGCGAGCUCACGCUCGGCGGCCUCGUCGCCAAGCUGCCCACGGUCGAGGGCGUCAUCGAGGCCAUGCGGCAGAAGCAGACGCGCAACAACGCCAUCAUCGGCGUCACGAUCGGCUGCUGCUCGAGCUUCCUCCUCUGGGCCGUCUUCGCGUAGUAGGUUUAGCCCUC